Hyaloscypha bicolor E is the source of this 954-nucleotide messenger RNA. RefSeq lists its product as uncharacterized. The record is from RefSeq and is a predicted model, not a curated record. NCBI's taxonomy places the organism in Eukaryota, Fungi, Ascomycota, Leotiomycetes, Helotiales, Hyaloscyphaceae. The coding region runs from base 1 to 954 and encodes 317 amino acids. The transcript has a single exon.
AUGGCUGUUCAGCGCAACAUCAGAACCAGACCUGCCAAUUCCACCCAAGGACCUGAUCGUCAAUCCCCUCACACGAAUCCUCCCCAAGGACCUGGUCCUCAACCCUCUUCCACCAUACCUGUCGACGCACACAUUUUCCACUUCCCCUGUAUUACAUCUCGCGAUGUAACGGCCAUUCACGACCUACUUCGCAUCGCAUCUCUUGAUGUAACGCUCAUUCAUUACAUGCUUCGAGAGAUAGCUGCCCGACUCCACAACAAAACCGAGCCUUCCGGAUCCAUCCCAGGACCUGAUUCUCGGUCCUCUCACACUCUUCUUGUCCAAGGACCCGAUCCUCAGCCCUCUCCCACCACGCCUGACCACAGACACGAUUUUCAGCUAUGUAAACUUACAACUCGAAAAGGGAAACAAACGUUCGAGGUUCCAAUAAUAGAGGAUAUAAUGCACGUUUAUAUCGAAAUGCACGUUUCAAGCGCAAGUACGGAGGCAGGACAGGGAAUGGUUCAACUACUCGUAGGGGCAGACGGUGGCACCUCAGGCUUCAACGAGGAUGAUUUUUUCCCACAGACAGUUCAGGGUCCAAGGAGGGAGGCGGAAUUGGCUUUGUCUAGAGCGAACACCAAGGAAAUAUGGCGCGCAGUUCGACUAAGCAGACCGAGAGAUAGUGCUAUCCUAGGUUUGAGAGAGUGGGAGAAUAAGAAGGUGCCUGUGCGGGAAGUGAUUUGGCACAAAUUUGCGAGGAGAAUCGGCUCUUCGUAUGAACGCACUUGGAACGAAUGGCUCAAGGAGUGGGAACAUUAUUUAAGGCAAGAAGAUAAAAAGGUGUGGCAAGGGCAGAGAAGACUCGACAGGGACUCGCGAUGGCAGGCAAUGCGGAAUGGAGUGGUGUUCGAGCCUGAGGGCGGUUGCUUGUAUUGUGCUGAUGACAAGUGUAACGGAUGCUCGGGUUGUUGA